Anolis sagrei ordinatus is the source of this 1645-nucleotide messenger RNA. The record is from RefSeq and is a predicted model, not a curated record. Lineage: Eukaryota; Metazoa; Chordata; Lepidosauria; Squamata; Anolidae.
UAGCAAGUGUGUCAUCACGGCAUAUAGCAACAAGGAAAACAUCUUCAAGUCCCAUCCUGGAGAAAUGAAACUUCUUUCAGCAGCUGCAGAGGCUCCCUGGGAGGAAAGAUGGUCCUCAAGGUCUUUACACAUCUUCCUGGGCUGAUCUUGUUUUAUGACUUGUUUGAAAACUGAAGCCUUUUGCCAGGUGUUAAUUAUAGGAGGCAACAAAAACACAGCUUCAAAUAGCAGAAGCAGCAAAGCUGGAGGUUUUAUGGGUGGAAAGAACUCCAAGGGCCAAGGCAAGAAGAGCAUGAUGCUGCUGAAGAGAAGCCAGAAGCUACCUCUAUGGGAAGAAACUCUUCUCUCUGGAAAAGACCCAAGGACACUACUAAAGUGUGGACUGCAGUAUGUCAGUUUGAGCCUCAUAAUGAAGGGUAUGACAAGGGUUCCUGACUUUCUUUGGGGAUUGCCACAGGUCCAGAAACUGAAUCUCUCACAUAACCAACUGGUGAUUCUUCCUCCUGCAUUGGGUACACUUGACAGACUGGUAGUGCUGAACUUGUGUGGAAAUCGUAUGAAAUCUCUGCCAAAAGAGAUUGGGCUGCUCAGGAACCUGAAGAUCUUAUUUGUCAAUAUGAACUGUUUGACUGAACUACCAGCAGAAAUUGGACACUGCAAGAAACUGGAAGUUCUGAGCCUCUCGCACAACCGUAUCUCUCAUCUCCCGCCAAGCAUCACCGAACUAAUAAACCUGAGGAAACUGAACCUUAGCAACAAUCGGUUCAUUUACAUUCCUCUAAGUGUUUUUGCAUUGAGAAACUUAGAUUUUUUACACGUAGGCUGCAACAAACUCGAAAACAUUGGAGACAGUAUCCAAUUUCUAGUCAACUUACAGAUCUUCAUUGCUGACUAUAAUAACAUUCGUGCCUUGCCAAGGUCUAUCUGCUCAGUUGCGGCUCUUGAACUCUUAAAUGUUGAUUACAAUUGUAUCCAGACUCUUCCAGAUGAACUUUAUUUGCUGCACAGACUGCCCAAAAUUGCUUGGAAUCCAAUGGAUAAGGGCUUCCAUAUUUUGCAUAAUCCUUUGUCCAAACCACUGCCGCAGAUCAUAGAAGGAGGACUGGAUGCACUCUACAGCUAUCUCAAAGAUAAAAAUCAGCUCCCAUAAACAUGGGCUUCAUUUGGGAUAGUGGUGGUUGCCAUGUUUCCUCAGUUGUGGUUUUUAAUUUUUCUGACCAGUGAACUUCACUGUGCAAAUCGGAAGCUGGAAUACAGUUGCAAUAAAGUUUACCUGAAAGCAAGUACAUUUAUCCAGGCUGUGCAAAGAAUGUAUUUCUCAAAGAAAUAUGACACCCCUUUCCCAGGGGACAUCCCACAAGCUGAUUGGUUACUUGGCUGGUGAAUCCCAGACUGCCAUUUCUCUGUGAAAGUGAAUUCCCACCUGGAGACGGCGACGUCAGUAGCACCCUCAGCCAAUCAAGGCAUGGAUCUAGACUGGCCCCUCUCCCAGUCAAUCAGGGAGGAGAGCAGCACUUUUGAAUAGCUGUCAUGUUAUAUAAGAAAUCUUGCUUUCUCUGUAUGACAAGACUGUACUUUUGAAGCAUCUGGUUGUAUUUGCAUCUUGUUCAGCUGAGCUAAAUAAACCUCUGUGGCUUGUUUUCAA